ACAGGUAGAAGAUGGAGACGGUGAAGAGGUGGAGGUCCAGCUGGAGGUAUCCCACCACUCUGCUGUGCAUCUAUGGAUUCUUUAGCACAGUUAAACCGCUGGAGCCGUUCCUCAUACCAUUCCUGACAGGACCAGACAAGAAUCUGACAACUGAACAGGUUAACAACCAGAUUUUCCCGGUGUGGACAUACUCCUACCUGUCGGUGCUGGUGCCGGUGUUCCUGCUCACCGACUGGCUGCGUUACAAGCCGGUGCUGGUGUUCCAGUCCGUUGCACUCUUGGUCACCACAGCGCUGUUGAAGUGGACAGGAAGUGUGCCAGCCAUGCAGAUCAUGCAGUUCUUCUACGGGGUGGUGACUGCCAGUGAGGUGGCCUAUUACUCCUACAUCUACAGUGUGAUCGAUUUGAAGAGAUACCGGAAGGCCACGUCUUACAGCCGCAGCGUUCAGCUCCUGGGAUACACAACGGGCUCGGUGCUGGGCCAGCUGCUCGUCAGCUUCAACCUCAUGUCCUACAACAACACCCUGGUGUUUACUUUGGUUCUCACUGGCAUGGCUCUCUUCACCUCCUUCUUCCUGCCUAUGCCACGUCACAGCAUGUUCUUCCACCAAAAACACUCGGGGCAGACAUCCGCCAUGGAGGGCAAACAGGGGCACACAGUUGGAUCUGCGGAUGCAGCAGAAGGAUCGGGCACAACCCUGAACGAAAUAAGGAAGGAAACGGAGACGGGAGAAACGGCAGAUGAGGCGGAGAGAGAGUCAAAUGUGGCAAGGCGUGACGGACGCGAGGGCACAAACACCUGCAGCCAAGUCAUCCUGCAGCUGUGGAGGGACUUCCGCCAGUGUUACACCUCCAGGCAGCUGCUCUACUGGUCGCUGUGGUGGGCGAUGGCCACGUGUGGAUAUAACCAGGUUGUCAAUUAUGUGCAGGUGUUGUGGGAACACGUGCAGCCUUCUCAGAACUUCAGCGUUUACAACGGCGGCGUGGAGGCAGCAUCAAACCUUCUGAGUGCAGCGACAGCCUAUGGCAUAGGGUUCACGGAGGUGAGAUGGGAGCACUGGGGGGAGCUGGCCUUGGGUGGUUUCUCUGGACUCGGGGCAGCUUCACUCUUUCUCAUGACUUUUACCAACAACAUCUGGGCCUGCUACAGCGGUUACACUGUGUUCAAGUGUCUGUACAUGCUACUGAUAACAAUAGCCAUGUAUCAGAUUGCAGCUGACCUUUCAAUGGAAAGAUAUGCGCUGGUUUUUGGGGUAAACAACUUUGGAGCGCUGGCUCUUCAGACAAUUAUCACUUCUGUUGUGGUAGACAGUGGAGGCCUGGGUCUCUCCAUCAUUCCUCAGUUCAUCAUAUACUCGAGUUACUUCUCUGCCAUCUCUGUGAUUUUUUCAAUUCGAGGACUUUUUAACAUUUGGAAAACCCAGAGAAGCCGACCAGAGAGACAGUCAGACAAAAAAGACUCUCCAGUCAGUGAAGAACACAAAUUCUGAACACGACAACACUGGAAAAUGAGCUAAUCAGCUGAGUUUCCGCAGCACAUUGUGGCCAUGUCAUUUUAAACCAUUAUGACCCGUGUUUUGCUGUUAUUAAAAAAAGAAAUCCUAUGAAAGAUUUUCCCAAAAACAUAGUUUCCCACUCAGAGCUUUUAUCUUUUCAGCCUGCAAAGAAAUUAGAAAUCAUUUCAGUUAACCUGCUUUUAGAGUAAAGUACUGCCAGUUCCUUUAUGCACAUCAAGAUUUUGUUUUAUUGGAGUUGUAAUAGUUUAUGUCAUAUGUUGCAUCAGGUCAUAAUGGGUUAAAAGUAAAAAAAAAAGUUACUGACUGAAACAAAUCGGUUUUUGAGUAUAAACAAGACUUUUCAUACAUAUACACAAAUGAAUGCUUUGGUCAUUUGUUAUUUAGAAUUCAUUUUAAUAUAUAUACUGUAUAUAUUUACACAUUAACUUAAAUUAUUUCAUAUCCAAUGGAAGUGAUUUUCAGUCAAUCAGGAGUUCUGAUUCUCCACGUGCUUGUGGUUGACUGUUGUUCAAAAGUAUGACCAUGGUCACUGUCAGCAGGGCAGGGGAUGGCGGAUAAACAUGUCCCCAGAUGCAGCAUCGAUUUGUUUUCUUCUCUUUCAGCAUUUUUUUCAUGAGAACAAUUUACCCAAAAACGAAUUCUGCACAAAUAAACAGUUUUGCUUUGAACAAAUACAGUAACUGGCAGUACCCAAGCAACAACUGUCUUAACAAAUCUUGUGGUUUACAAAUACUGAUAUGCACAAAGAGCUAAUCUUCUAAAAGAAAAUUAAUAUGUACAGAAUUGCAGCAUAAUGAAUGGGAUAUACUGUACGUAAUAACUUAGUUUUCAGCCAGUUUGAUUAUACACUGUGGCUCAGUAGAGGCUAGGCCAGUUCACAGGUUAAAUAGAGAGGAGAGGAUCAACCUCUCCCUCCGAACACACCAUCAUGUCGAGUCAUAGCCCCGGGCAUCACUGUCUCACAUAUUGUUCCAUUUGUGACAAACUGCGAUAGAAAAUACAAAUUCUUACAAACAUUGUGUUUUUUAAAGCUACUUGUGAAACAAAACAGUGCAAUAGGUGCAAGCGCGCCAGUUGUUGACCCUGUAGUGCAGCUGGCUGGAUGGAUUGCUAUAAGAAUGGGUUUGUUGAGGAGCCUCCUGCCGGGUACUGUGCAGGUGGACCUGAUCCCUGGAAAAGAGAAUUCAGAGAAGGGUCAAAGUGAACUAGUACACUUACUUACAUUAUAAGAAUUAACAGAGAAGCCUUUUGUGAGUUUGCUGGAUAUAGUCUGGAGACCAGAAUUAACUUCAACCCAAAGAGGACGAAACCAACAUCUCAAUCUGAAUCUCAAUUAGGGCUGAAACGAUUCCUCGAAUAAUUCGAGUAAUUCGAUUACAAAAAAUGAUCGAGGAAUUUUCUCUGCCUCGAGGAAUCGUUUAAUUUAUUUUUUAUUUUUUUCGUUUAAUUUCACCAGCUUAAAUCCUCGUAUUACGCCCGGACCACAUUUAAUGCGACACAACACGCCGACGCUGCGCCGUUAAAGGGGGGAGAAAGAGGCGGCGGGUAUGUUUGGUUUUAGUAACAUCAUGCUCAGGCAGUCUGCAAUGGCCCAGACGGGAGACACAUGUAGUUCAGUGCUUAACUUUUAUUUUUAAUCCACGCUAUAUUCUUCUGGUCCGUUCCCUAUGUUCCCCCUCUAAAGCCAAAAUUAUUGUUCCGCGUUAAAUCGACGCAGAGCCAACGGCGCUCUCCGGCGAGGGCGGAGAGCGGCGGUCCGGCUGGCGUUGCCACGGCUACGCCGUAGCCUACGGCGUAGGGUACGCAGCGACGCGCACCAUUCUGCGUUGUUGUAACGCGGAACCAUAAAUCAGCCUUUACCCGGUACAUAAACCUCUGUUCCCGCUACAGUUUUAACUAAAAGAAAAGGCAGAAAAUGUCAGAAAAAUAAAAACGUAAUAAAGCUAACUGGGUAGUUUUCAUUUCAUUUUAUCUCUGUAGUCAUUCAUGGAUAAAACAAGCAGCACUGGUGUCUAAUGUGCUCCAAUACAGCAGGUCUCAGAAGUUUAUUUACAGUUUAUUAACACUGCCAAAACUCUAACUUAAAACUUAACUACAACUUAAAAUUUGCUUGACACAAAUGAAAGUUCAAUUGAAACACGUGGGAAAAACACCUAAUCUUUUAAGUGAUGUGUGUUAUCAGGUGAAAUGGCAUUUUUAGGUUAGAAAUAAGAACAUUUCUUGGUAAGAGCCUUAGUUUUUUGAGUGAAGGCAGUGAAUUUGGUCGACUGGUGUAAGUUCAGGGUUUUUAAAUGAACAGCCAUGAACCUACUGGAUUAUAUAAUUUAGUCUUGAUGUCAAUUAACAUCUAACAUCUUAUGUAUAUUUAUAAUUGCUCUUUAACUAAACAAAUAUGUUUUAUCCGAUUACUCGAUUAAUCGAUGGAAUUUUCAGUAGAAUACUCGAUUACUAAAAUAUUCGAUAGCUGCAGCCCUAAUCUCAAUGCUUGACGUGUUACUAGUGUCUUAAUGCUGAAUGAAAACCUGAACUGACAGCAGCUAAACUGUUACCUGGAAUGAGACCAUACUUAUCUAAGAAAUCACCAUAUAACAGAAUGAAAGCUAAACUAUUGCUUUAUUAUGUGAAGUUUUCAUAAAAGAAAGGUGAAGUAAGCAGAAUAUCUUAAUUCUGUUUCACAGCAAGCAAAACAAAACAUAUGUGUAUUAAUAAAAUCCUCUCA
Molecule: messenger RNA, 4236 nt
Organism: Cololabis saira (Pacific saury)
Lineage: Eukaryota; Metazoa; Chordata; Actinopteri; Beloniformes; Belonidae
Gene: slc19a3a
Product: solute carrier family 19 member 3a
Exons: 7
Coding region: 12-1490 (492 amino acids)
Biological process (GO): vitamin transport; transmembrane transport
Cellular component (GO): plasma membrane
Molecular function (GO): vitamin transmembrane transporter activity
Source: RefSeq, a predicted model, not a curated record